CAGGGUCUGACGCCUUCAGCGACAGAGGAGGACGACUGUCUGUCUCUUCAUCCUCUCUUUAACCGUCUGCAAGUAGCUGCAAGAGAUGUCCUACAAACUAAGGAAUGAAGUGCGCACGCUGCGGGCUGCAGAGACGUUGUGCAGUUUUUCCCCAUCACUUUCCAAACCGCUGCAAGAAACCGGAGGCCCUUCUAGAGACUCUGGUGGAAACCUGCCUGGACGGCAGCAGAGGAUGUUCGGGAGAAAAACGAGCGGAGAGCAGUGCGGAUUACGCGGCAGGCGCAGAAUGAAGGCCAACGACCGGGAGCGCCACCGGAUGCACAACCUGAACUCGGCUCUGGACGCGCUGAGGAGCAUCCUGCCGGCGCUGCCCGACGACGCCAAGCUGACCAAAAUAGAGACGCUGCGCUUCGCCCGCAACUACAUCUGGGCUCUGACGGAGACGCUGCACAUGGCGGACCACCACCCUCACACCGCAGCGUCAGAGCUUAGGAGUCCGGGGAGCGUCUCGUCCUUGGAGUGGGACUCAGCAUCACCCGCAGAGUCCUGGAGCGGGACCACUGCUGAUGAACUGAGCUGUAGAACCCUUACAAUAGAUCCACCCAGUUUUAUUCCCAUUACUAUUUAUUUAAGGUCUCUCCACGGGGAAAAUGUUACCAGGAACUCUUGGUGAUAACUGCGAACAUU
Messenger RNA from Girardinichthys multiradiatus, 687 nucleotides. RefSeq names its product neurogenin 3 (gene neurog3). The coding region runs from base 86 to 673 and encodes 195 amino acids. Gene Ontology annotation, molecular function: protein dimerization activity. Lineage: Eukaryota; Metazoa; Chordata; Actinopteri; Cyprinodontiformes; Goodeidae. The record is from RefSeq and is a predicted model, not a curated record. The transcript has 2 exons.